AUGGUGGGUUGGUUGUGGGGUGCGUGGUGGGGUUGGAUGUGUGAGGUUGUGCUGGUUGGUUGGGGUGGUUGUGGGUGGGUGUAUGUGUUGGGGUGGGGUUUGGUGUGGUUUGUGGUGGUUGGGUUGGUGGGUGGUUGGGGGGUUGUUGUGCUUGGGGUGGUUGGAGUUGUGUUUGUGGGUGGGGGUGGGAGUGUGGUGGGUGGUGUGUUGUUUGGUGGGGUUUGGUUGUGGUUGUGGGGUGUGGGGGUGGGGUUUGGGUGUGUUUGUGAGUGUGUGUGUGUGAUGGGGGGGGAGGUGGGGGGGUUGGUGGUGGUUUUAGGUUGGGGCGGGUGUGUGGGGUGGGGUGGGGGUGGUGUCGGUGUGGGUGUUAGUUUGGUUGUGGUGGGGUUGGUGGGUGUGGUUGGUUUGUUCGUGGUGCGGGGUCGGUGGUUGGGUGGUGGUUGGUUGGGGUUGGUUAGUGUUAGGAGGGGGGGUUGUGGGUGGUGGUGGUGGUGUGGUUGGUUGUGGUGUGGUGGUGUUGGGUGGGUGGUUGAGGGGGGUGUGUUGGGGUUUAGUGCUGUGUGGGGUGUUGGCUGGGCAGUGUGGUGUAUGUGUGGGAGUGGGGGGGGGGGUGUUAGGUGGGUGGGGUGUGUGGUUGUUUGUGGGGUCUGGGGGGGGGUGUGGAUGGAUUGGUGGUGGGAUGGGGGGGGGGAGUGGUUUGGGGUGCUGUGGUGUUGGAGUUGUGUGGUCGUGGUUUGGGGGGGGGUGUGGGGUGGGGGUUGGUGUGGUUGUCGGAGGGUGGAAGUGAGGGGUUUGGGCGGUGGUGCUUUUGGCUGGGGGUUUGCGGUUUGGGGGGAGAUGUGUGUGGUUGGUGUGGUUGGUGGGUGGUGGUGUGGGUGGGUGGGUGUGGGGGGUUUUGGUUUGGGGGAUUGUUUGUUGGUUUUGGGGUGGGGUGUUGGAAGGUUUGGUUUUGGGGUGGUUGGGUGGAAGUGGUGUAAGAGGGGGGCGGGUUGUUGUGCUGAUGUGGGUGUUGUGGGUGGGGUGGUGGGUUAUGGAUGUAAGAGUGGGUGGGGGUUGGGAGUGUGGAGUGGUUGUUGGAGGUGGGUGGUGGAUGUUGUUUGUUGGAGAGUGGUGGGUGGUGGUGUUUUGGGUUGGGUGGUGAGUGUUGUGUGGGGGUGUGUGCUUGGGGUGGGGGUGUUUGGAGAGUGGUUUUGUAGGGGUGGCCUGUGUUGUGUGGGGUUUGGGAUCGGUGGGUUUGGUGUUGUGGGGUUGGAUUUGGGGUGGGGUGAUGGUGAGCGAGUGUGGGGUGGUUGUGUGUGUUUGUGUCUGUGGGUGGAUGUGGUCGUGUGUCUGAGGUUUGUGGUGUGGGUGGGGGGUGUGUGUGUUGUGUUGGGGGUAGUGUGGUCGUGUGGGCGAGGUGGGGGGGGGGGGGUUGUGGGUUGUGUGGGGAGGGUUGUGAGUUGUGAGUUGUUUGGGUUGUGGUGUUUUUCGGGGGGGUGUUGUGGGGUGGGCUGUUUGUGUGUUGGCGUUUGGGUGGUUGGACGGGUGGGUGGGGGUCGUGGUGGUGGGGUGUGUAGAUGGGUUGGUGUUGGUGUGGUGGUAGGUUUGGUGUUGUGUUGUUGGGUGGUGUGGGCGGGUGUCGUUGGGUGCGAGGUGUGGGGUGAUGGGGGGGGUGUGUUGUUUGGUGGUGUGGUGGUGGUGUUUGUGGGGGUAGGGGUUGGUGUAGGAUGGUUUUGGUGGUUGUGGGGGGUUGAGGUGGUGGAAGUGCUGGUGUGGGGUGGGGUUGUUGGGUGGUUGUGGGAUGGUCGAAUUUGGGUGUGGUCGGUUGUUGGGAAUGGGGGGGAGGAGUCGGAUUGGUGA
Molecule: messenger RNA, 1839 nt
Organism: Knipowitschia caucasica
Lineage: Eukaryota; Metazoa; Chordata; Actinopteri; Gobiiformes; Gobiidae
Source: the annotation of a GenBank genome assembly